Cetraspora pellucida is the source of this 359-nucleotide messenger RNA. Lineage: Eukaryota; Fungi; Glomeromycota; Glomeromycetes; Diversisporales; Gigasporaceae. The record is from the annotation of a GenBank genome assembly.
UGAAGCAAAUCAGAACCCCCAUGAAAGCGAAGCAAGUCUGAACUCCUAUGAAAGUAAAACAAAUCAGAACUCUUAUGAAAGCGAAGCAAAUCAGAACUUCCAUAAAAGCGAAGCAACAAAUCAGAACCCCCAUGAAAGCAAAGCAAGUCUGAACCCCCAUGAAAGCAAAGCAAGUCUGAACCCCUAUGAAAGAGAAACAAAUCAGAACCCUCAUGAAAGCAAAGCAAAUCAGAACCCCCAUGAAAGCAAAGCAAGUCUAAACCCUCAUAAAAGUGAAGCAAGUCUGAACUUCCAUGAAAGUGAAGCAAGUCUGAACUCCUAUGAAAGUGAAACAAAUCAGAACCCCUGUAAAAGAAAAA